CGCAGCCAUGAACGACUUUGACGAGUGCGGCCCGAGCGCAGCCAGCAUGUACCUGCCGGGCUGCGCCUACUACGUGGCCCCGUCGGACUUCGCCAGCAAGCCGUCGUUCCUCUCGCAGCCGUCCUCCUGCCAGAUGACUUUCCCCUACUCGUCCAACCUGGCGCCGCACGUCCAGCCCGUGCGGGAGGUGGCCUUUCGCGACUACGGCCUGGAGCGCGCCAAGUGGCCGUACCGUGGCGGCGGCGGCGGCGGCGCGGGGGGCGGCGGCGGGGGCGGCCCCGGCGGGGGUGGCGGCGGCUCCGGGGGCUACGCUCCCUACUACGCCGCGGCGGCGGCGGCGGCGGCGGCGGCGGCAGCGGCGGAGGAAGCGGCCAUGCAGCGGGAUCUGCUCCCGCCGGGCGGCCGCCGGCCAGACGUGCUCUUCAAGGCUCCCGAGCCGGUGUGUGGCGCUCCCGGGCCGCCGCACGGUCCCGCGGCCGCCGCCUCCAACUUCUACAGCGCCGUGGGUCGCAACGGCAUCCUGCCCCAGGGCUUUGAUCAGUUCUACGAGGCGGCGCCGGGACCCCCCUUCGCCGGCCCGCAGCCCCAGCCCGCGCCCGCGCCGCCGCAGCCCGAGGGCGCCGCUGACAAGGGCGACCCCAAGGCCGGGGCUGGUGGCGGCGGGGGCAGUCCCUGCGCCAAGGCGACUCCCGGCCCGGAGCCCAAGGGGGCGGCGGAAGGCGGCGGUGGCGAAGUCGAGGGCCCCCCGGGGGAGGCGGGGGCCGAGAAGAGCGGAGGCACAGUGGCCCCCCAGAGGUCCCGGAAAAAGCGCUGCCCCUACACCAAGUACCAGAUCCGCGAACUGGAACGCGAGUUUUUCUUUAAUGUAUACAUAAACAAAGAGAAAAGACUCCAACUCUCUCGGAUGCUCAACCUCACUGACCGGCAAGUCAAAAUCUGGUUCCAGAAUCGCAGGAUGAAAGAAAAGAAACUGAACAGAGACCGUCUGCAGUAUUUCACUGGAAACCCCUUAUUUUGAGAGCUCCAGGAAGCGCCCCCUCCCCAGAGCCCCACUCACCCACCCUCCUCCCCACAGCCUGCCCUCCGCAGGCCCAAUGUCCUUGGGUUCAAUGACGCCUCUUCUCUGUGGAACUUCACGAUUCCUUCUGGCGGUCAACUCGGGACCUCCCAGCGACCACUGCAGCCUGAGGACGAGGCCGGGGACUUGGCCGAGCGGAUCCUAAUAAGGGGAAAAUGAGGAAAUCAAGUCUGAUACUCCAACCAGCAAUUGGCUCACUGCAAAGAGUGGCAGAAAGAAGAGGUGCCCUUACACUAAGCACCAAACGCUGGAAUUAGAAAAAGAGUUCU
Molecule: messenger RNA, 1347 nt
Organism: Peromyscus eremicus (cactus mouse)
Lineage: Eukaryota; Metazoa; Chordata; Mammalia; Rodentia; Cricetidae
Product: homeobox protein Hox-D11-like
Biological process (GO): anatomical structure development; regulation of transcription by RNA polymerase II
Cellular component (GO): nucleus
Molecular function (GO): DNA-binding transcription factor activity, RNA polymerase II-specific; RNA polymerase II cis-regulatory region sequence-specific DNA binding
Source: RefSeq, a predicted model, not a curated record